AUGGUCACUUACAAACCCAGAAAAAUAUUAAAAUAUAAUAAAAUAAGCCAAAGAACAUCUAAAAAGGACGAAACCAAAAAUUACAAAAUUUUACAUUCCCCUGGAGCUUCACACAUCAAGUGAAAAUCAUCACCUUCAUCAAGGCAAUGGCCUGACAAUCUCAGAAAAUGGCCCCUUAUAAUAGGCAGCAAGUAAACAAUUAAUAUAUUCAUAAAUAAUGGCAAUAUGGUUGUAAAUUAUUCACAAUUAUACUGAAUACUAGUAAUCAUUGAGGAUGGUUGUCAAUGCUAGCAGUAAGUAUCAUAGCAAAGGCAACUUCAAAACAAAAUAUGUAAACAUUUAAGCAGAAAUGAAAAAACACAGUAUGUCGAAGGACACUAGAUCAGAAACCAUUGAUUUGCACAGGCUCCUUCAAAAGGUUAUCCAGUACAUCCAUAGAUUUUGCAUAUCCUGCAUAUGCAAUUUUUGUUUUGGCCUCAAGUAGAAAUGUAUAACAGCUUAUAUGUCACCUCCCAAGCUUAAAAAGGAGGCUUAGAUAAAAACAAGAGAUGCAUCAGAAAAAAUUACACAGUACCCACGUGACUACUACAGAUCCAAUUGACUAGUUUCUGUUUCAUCAGUUAUUUACUUAAGACUUGGUUUAAGGGAAACGAGGGUAGGAUCU
Molecule: messenger RNA, 664 nt
Organism: Rubroshorea leprosula
Lineage: Eukaryota; Viridiplantae; Streptophyta; Magnoliopsida; Malvales; Dipterocarpaceae
Source: the annotation of a GenBank genome assembly